AUGUAUCGGCAAAUCUUGGUUGAUGAACGAGAUGCAGAUCUGCAGCGUAUCGUAUGGAGUCCAACGAAGCAUGAACAUCCAUCGCAUUAUCGAUUAAAUACCGUUACGUAUGGCACCAGCUGUGCGCCUUACCUCGCGAUCAAAGUGCUGCACACUUUGACAUCAGACGAAAAAUGCAAUUUCCCAGAAGCCACUCAUAUACUACUCCAUGAAUUCUACGUUGAUGAUGUUUUGACAGGUGCUGACAACGUUGCCGAUGCGCGCAGACGGCGAAGCGAGCUGCAGACUUUACUUCAAGCAGGAGAGUUCACGUUAUAUGAAUUUGAAAUGGACGAGCAGUCCAAUACAUUGGGUCUAGUAUGGACCCCCAAAUCAGAUUGUCUGACUUUUACGUUAAAGCUCGAUUAUACUAUUACUACCUUCACGAAACGUCAAUUAUUAUCUGAUAUUGCUAAGCUAUUUGAUCCACUAGGGUUUUUAGCUCCUAUUAUUAUCCGAGGCAAGAUCUUUAUGCAGAAGCUUUGGCUUACCGGAUUAGACUGGAAUGACACUCUACCUGACGACCUUAACGCGGAGUGGGUCACUUUUCGCAAUGAACUUAAGUUGGUGCCUCUGAUACAAGUCGCUCGUUGGAUAAAUAUAUCAAAUACAGCAUAUUCAUAUGAGCUACACGCAUUCGCAGAUGCAUCCAUACAUGCUUAUGCGGCGGUGGUUUACUUAAAGGUCGUUUCCCAUACAUCGGUGAAUAUACACCUAAUUAUAUCCAAAACAAGAGUUCCGCCCUUGAAGAAGGUUACAAUACCACGACUCGAACUAUGUGCAGCUGUCUUAGCUGCACAAUUGUGUGAUAAGGUACGGGCUACGUUAAACUUACAUCCUAUAUCUACCUAUUGUUGGUCCCAUUCCACCACAACCAUAUGGUGGAUACGAUCUGACCCUGGGACGCUAAAAGAGUUUGUCUCUAAUCGUGUAAGUCAGAUUUACGCUGUGACUACUAUUAGCAAUUGGAGAUAUGUUCGAACGUCAGACAACCCUGCUGACUGCGCUUCACGAGGAGUGAGCAUGCAACAACUCAUGAGCCAUCAACUAUGGUGGCGUGGACCUGAAUGGCUGCUACGUUCCGAAGCAAGCUGGCCUCAAUCAGCUCUUCAGAAUCCAGAUACAAUUAUAGAGCGCAAGUCGGUACAAAGUGCGAUAGCGCAAACUACUCAAAUCGACUGGUUUAUCUUAGAACAAUACUCAUCGUUAGACAAGCUACUGUCUGUUACGGCCUGGUGUCUACGAUUUUCGUUGGCUGUUCGUGGCAAGCAGCAUGAAUCAUCACCAAUGUGCUUAUGGCCGGAGCGAGUAUCUGCGUUAACUUUCUGGGUAAAAUAUGUUCAAAACAUUGUCCUUAAAAAAGAUUUAUUGGCUAAUAUGAAGGAUAGCGCUGUCAACAAAAGUAGCAUUCUCUAUAAGCUACACCCUAUACUCGAUUCCGAGGGAGAACCAUCUUACCACUUUGAUCAUCAGACCGGCACAUCAACGAACAUUGCACGGUGGUACGCAAGCUACACUUCACCAUAUUCGUCGACAAUUUUGGGUAAUUGA
This is a messenger RNA of Anastrepha ludens (Mexican fruit fly), 1590 nucleotides long. RefSeq lists its product as uncharacterized. The transcript has 3 exons. The record is from RefSeq and is a predicted model, not a curated record. Lineage: Eukaryota; Metazoa; Arthropoda; Insecta; Diptera; Tephritidae. Bases 1 to 1590 code for a protein of 529 amino acids.